UUGAAUGUUCUAGGUCUGCACCUUUUGUUGGAACUCAAGGAGUGUAACCCUCAACUUCUUGAUAACCUUGAUCACGUGCGAAGUGCUCUGUAUGGAGCCGCCGAAGGCGUGGGGGCGCACAUAGUCGGAGAAUGCUUCCAUCAGUUCAGUCCACAAGGGGUCACCGGCGUCUUGUCUAUCGCCGAAUCCCAUAUCUCUAUCCACACAUGGCCAGAGUACAACUACGCAGCGGCGGACAUAUUUACUUGCGGUUCUUCUUUCCAGCCCAGAGAUGCUGCUAAAGUUUUGAUCGAGUUGUUCGAAUCUAAGCAACCCGAGAUUACCGAAGUCCGCAGGGGACUACUUUCCCUCCCGGUAGUCAUCUGA
Molecule: messenger RNA, 366 nt
Organism: Geodia barretti
Lineage: Eukaryota; Metazoa; Porifera; Demospongiae; Tetractinellida; Geodiidae
Source: the annotation of a GenBank genome assembly